GUGGAUUAUUAUUGCUCUGCAUCGCGCUCUAGCCAUAAGGGAAGCAGCCGAGGAGAAUCGGAAGAAACCGAAGCCCAGACCCGAAAAGAGCUGACGUGAGGAACCACAGCGACUGGUUGGGGUGAUGACGGUGCCCUCGGCCCAUGAGUUUCACUGGCAGAGCCUGGCGUGUCUUUCCAGUGCCCGUGUCUAUCACUCGUUGGCUGAUGUCGGGGGGCAGCUGUAUAUGGUGGGGGGUUGUGAUGCUUCGGGUCGACCCACCAGCGCUCUCGAGCUCUACUCCCCUGAGGUGGACCGCUGGCUCAGUCUCGCUCAGAUGCCCACGCCGAGAGCCGGGGCGGCUGUGGCUGUCUUAGGUAAGCAGCUGCUGGUGGUCGGGGGAAUGGGGAAGGACCAGCGCCCCCUGAAGGCCGUGGAGGUGUAUAACACAGACGAAGGCAAAUGGAGGAAGAGGUGCUCACUCAGAGAGGCGUCCAUGGGGCUUUCUGUCACUGUUAAAGACGGCAGAGCUCUUGCUGUUGGGGGAAUGGGAGCAGACCUCCUGCCUAGAAGUAUUCUCCAGCAGUACGACCUUCGCAAGGACGUGUGGGCGCUCCUUCCUCCCAUACCCACCCCACGCUAUGAUACCAGCGUCUGCCUACUGGGCUCCAAGAUCUACGUGGCAGGAGGACGUCAGUGUAAGCGUUUGGUGAAGGCGUUUGAGGUCUUCGACAUGGAAAGCCGUACCUGGUCCUCUCUACCCAGUCUGCCUUGUAAGAGAUCUUAUUCUGGUGUCUUAUGGGACAGCGCCGGGCGUCUCUGCUGGUUGGGUGGGCUCAGACAAGGAGGACUACACCAAAGUUCAAAGUUCACCAAGAAUGUUAACAUCUUUGACACCAACCAAGGAACUUGGUUGAAAUCAGAGGACACCGUACCCUUGAAAACCAAGCGAGCAGACUUUGCCGCAGCCAUAGUGCGAGGCAGAAUGAUCGUGGCAGGAGGCCUAGGCCAUCAGCCAUCAGUGCUGGACACCGUUGAAGCCUUCCAUCCUGAAAAAAGAAAAUGGGAGAGGCUGUCACCCAUGUCAACACCACGUUGCUCUGCCUCCAGCAUUGUGAUCCGUGAUCGCCUACUGGUAGUAGGAGGUGUCAAUCAAGUCCCAAGCUCCGCCCAUGAGAUUCUAUAUGUAAAAGAGGAGGAGAUUCUUUAACCAUAGAACUUUAGGUUUACACAUCAGAAAAAGUUGCCUUCAAUGAUCAAGUAAAACACAAAUUUUCACACUAAAUGUAUGGUGACGUUUACCGUCGCUUGGUGAAAUUUUGCAUCAAAAUCCAGUCUGCGCAUUUGGGAGUUUCACAUGAAUUCCGUUUUCACUCAUGUUCAAUUUGGUCUUGCAAAUCCGCCAUGCAGAGCAAUAGAAAUCUGCUAACUUCUGUGUGAGCUGUGCUUCUUACAUAUCUACGCUAUUGACCUAUUUUGCGAGUUGGGAUUUUUCGCAAAAAAUUUGAACACAGAUUUUGCUCGUUCGAAUUGGUCACACGAAUUUGCCAAACUAACCUACAGAAAACUGCUGGGCUCAUGUAGCGAAUUUUCAUAACCAACUUAAAUGCUAGAGAAAACUACGUGAGGAAGUUUAUCGUAACCAAGCAGCUUACUAUUGGUCAGAUCGGCGUAUUCACAUGACCGAAUUCUCUGCACUGGGAACUUUUUUGCCCUCAUGUGAAAUUCCCAAUCAUGUGGAAUAGAUUUCGCCCGCAAAAUUUUGCUAAUGUGACUGCACCUUACAGCCUGAAAUAUACUCUACUCAAAUACGCAAAUGUUAAUCUUGCAAUGCACUGCAAAUGCAAUAGGUGAGGGUAUAGAUUUUCCUUCAAACAUUUGUCUUAAACAGAAUUCAGGUAGCUAGCUACAAACAUGUCAACAGUUUAAAUGUAAAAUGUCAUUUUUUGCUGGCCCUAGCACAUGAUUCUCUUCAAACUGUUGCUCCGCCAUGACAGUAGUUUAGCUGAAACAGAAAAAUGACUGUAGAAGACGAUGUUUACACUGAUGCCUACUAUAGCGCCCCUUGUGGCAAUGCUGACAUAUUUCAUAUGACAAUGCAUGAAAUCAAACUAGAUUUGGUGUUUAUGUACUUAUGUAGAGUAUGUUUUGGGCUUAUUAUCAGCACAACAAGGUUCUUGAAUGCUAGACUGUUCAAACAAAUAAUCUGCACUAUGUGACAAGGAAUAACUAAAGCACAUUGUAGGGAACAAUGUGUAUUUUAGUUCCACAAAGCUCGCCGUUAAUUCCAUUAUUACAAAUUGCACAGCAACGACAAUCUGCCUUUUAAAGCCAACAGCACCAAACACCCACUGAAUGAUCUAAGCCAACAACAUAUGCACAAACACACCUUCAGAGACACAAUAAAUCAGUGUUUGAAAUAGAAACAGAUUUAGCAGUCUCCCUAUAACAGUGUCUUGAGAUAUUUUUAGGGUAUUUACAGGGUUGCUAAUUAAUCUACUGCUAUUUUUAGCAUGAUCAUUUAGUAAUACAGCAGAGGUCUUAUUAAUAAAGUGAAGUGUUAACUUUAGGAUAUUAUUUGUGCAUACCUCACUGCAUUAGUUGUUUAGGAGGUGUUAUGUGAACAUAUUUUGGUGGUUUGUAUGAUGAAUAUUGUUGGUUAUUUUUCAAUCAUUCUGGUCAGUUUCAUCCUUGUCAAAGGUAACUUGCACUGCUGUAGCACAUACAUGCAAUCCUUUUUCUAAAUAUUUACAGGGUCUUGAGCAAUUUACGGUAGCAUCAAGUACUUUGUCUUUAAAAACCCCUUGAAAUCAAAAAUAGGUCGUUUUGUAACCUAAAUAAAUUGAUAAAAAAGACGAACCUUUCCAAACGUCCUGCCCCAACAGGACCAAAAACUCCAGUCUAUUUAGGAUUUCAUGGGGUUUUUAAUACUAUACUAAUAAGAUAUUGAGUGUGUUUGCAUGCAUAACAAUCCCGGCAAUGCAAGACAUGUUUACAUGAGUUUUGAAAUGAUUGGUUGGCAUGCAGUAUGCACACACUAAAUAAACCACCAGGAUUGUGGCUUAAACAGUUUAUGACCUUCAACUGAUAAAAGAAAACCAUUUGUGUGUUUACAUGACCUUACAUGCUGCUGGGUUAUUAAGCAUAAUCAGUGUAAGACUGUGCAAGUAAACACACUCAUUGUCAGUACAAGGUUCAGAGAUGCAGUAUUUUGAAUAGAAAUAAAGUUGAAAAGCCUUUAGGGAAGUCAUCAUAGCCGUGGCCAAUAUCAUUAAAUGAUGUUUACUUUUUUCUAUUAUGAUGUUUUCACUUAGCCAUUUGCUCUCAUUUUGUUAGAAUAAUGUGUCUUGAAUGCACAUAGCAAUAAAAUGAAGCACUGUAAUAUAUGGUUUUCUACAAUGCUUGUACAUUUGUGGUUUUGCCAUUAAAUGAACUUUGUC
Molecule: messenger RNA, 3419 nt
Organism: Onychostoma macrolepis
Lineage: Eukaryota; Metazoa; Chordata; Actinopteri; Cypriniformes; Cyprinidae
Gene: klhdc8a
Product: kelch domain containing 8A
Exons: 6
Coding region: 125-1189 (354 amino acids)
Molecular function (GO): protein binding
Source: RefSeq, a predicted model, not a curated record